Molecule: messenger RNA, 1222 nt
Organism: Linepithema humile (Argentine ant)
Lineage: Eukaryota; Metazoa; Arthropoda; Insecta; Hymenoptera; Formicidae
Source: RefSeq, a predicted model, not a curated record
AUGUUUGAGGACUUGAAACAUGCUAGAUUGAAAUUGUACAUUAUUCGCUUCACAAUAUAUUUGUGCGAGAUAGACGUGACACCACCUUCAAAAAGAGCAAUUGCUAAUAUACUAAAAGAUGGACUGAAGGAACACUUCAAAGAAGUUUCAGUCGAAUGGGUGGAUUGCCCUGAUUUAAGAAAGAAACCCUUUAAUCUAGCCGCACCAGGACUAUGCGGCAAACCGGCACUUAUGCAAGUCGGUGGUCUCGCAAACGUGUAUCCAUGGCAGCAAAUACACAAAACAUACAAUAUAAAACAUCUCCUAACCGAAUUUGGCUACAAUGAAAAAACUCUUGUCAUCGGAGCAGGAAUGUGUAAAAAUCCGCUCACAACUCUAAACUGCGAACUCUAUAUGAAUACUUUAUAUUCACCAAAAAAUGGCAGAAUGAUAUCAGUCUUUAAUAGAAGUCGAACUUUAUUCUACUUAAGUAAAACUUGCAGAACAGGACCAUAUAAAAUACAUAACAAUUUGCACGAGUGCAGUAUGUACGGCAACUUUUUUAUCAGUGGAGGUAAGCCAGGACAAGUUAUUAAAGUUUAUGCUAAGAAGCGCAUUGGUUCACUGGACUUUAUAUCAGCAAUGCAAAGUUCUUCUUGUUAUGGUCGGACUAGCAAAUACAUGAUAGACCUUGGUGGAACAUUUGUUGUGAAUAACGGAAAAGUCUGGCAUCACCUUAUGCCACAUAAGGCUGCAACAAUAUUACGAGAUUUUCGCUCGAUUCAUCAAUGGCUACGUUAUCGUUGUAUGCCCACACCUUUUACCGCUGUUGGAACGUUUAGCAACAGAAUCAGACACCAUCUUGGAAAUGCAAGCAGUGGAUUUGAAGUUUUGAAUAUCACGAAGCAGCAUUUCCAUACAUUCUCUUCAAUUUACAACACAGGUGGACAUUAUUAUAUAGAUGCGCUAGAAAAAGAUGUGGCAACGGAAUACCUAGGAUAUUUUUGUCCGGCCAAAAAAUUCUAUUGUGUGGAUCCAGUAAAUGUUAAUAUACAAAUACCAGAAUGUAAUUUAGAUCGCUUUAAGAAACGUUUGAGAAAUUAGACAAAUCCAGCGAAUGUGGUUAAAUAUGUAAGCUCAAUUCGAACAAUCUCUUCAGCUUGUAUUUUAAUUCUAAUGGUUAAUUCUAAUGGUUAAGUUACUAUAGUUUUUGCAUGAUUAUAUUUAAAUUUUUAUAUUUCUA